AUUUUCUGGCAGUCUAACAUUCCAAGUGUCCACUAACAGCCACUCCUCUUUGUUAGCUCACCUAAACUUGAGCCUUCGCCCAAUAAAAUGGCUGGAGCCUGCCUAGGCUCAUUUUACCCUCUCUCCCUCUUCCGUCGCCCCGCUCUCUCGCUCCACCCCUUCUCCGCCAUCCACAACGCUGCUAUAGCCACCCAAAUGGCCGACGAUAAAACUCCGCAUCCUUCACUCGACGUCAUUGGUGGUGCACGUGACGUUUUCCUCCCUGCCUUAAAGACGUUAAAUCGUCCCUACAGCCCCUACCCUCUUAUCGGCCAUAACUGCCACGUGGAGACCAUUUUCGCCUCCUUCCUGCGUAUCACCCCCAACGUCCGAUACAAGCGAGAGUGUAUCCGUACCAAGGACUCUGGCUCCAUUGCUAUCGACUGGGUAGCCGGCGACAGCCGCCGGUUGCCGCCUGAUUCUCCUGUUCUCAUUUUGCUGCCAGGUUUAACCGGAGGGAGCGGGGAUUCGUAUGUUAGGCAUUUGUUAGUUAAAGCGAGAACCAAAGGGUGGCGCGUCAUCGUUUUUAAUAGCAGAGGUUGUGGAGAUAGCCCUGUUACCACUCCUCAGUUCUAUUCGGCUUCGUUUCUAGGAGAUAUGCGUGAAGUAGUGGCUGUUGUUACCACUAGGCAUCCAAAUGCUAAUGUCUAUGCUGUUGGUUGGUCUCUUGGUGCCAACAUUCUUGUCAAUUAUUUGGGUGAGGAAUCUCAAACGUGUCCCCUAGCUGGUGCCGUGUCUUUAUGUAAUCCUUUCAAUUUGGUUAUUGCAGAUGAGGACUUCCGUAAGGGCUUUAACAUUGUUUAUGAUAAAGCUCUUGCAAGAGCUCUCUGUAAAAUUUUCAAGAAGCAUGCACUUCUUUUUGAAGAAUUGGAUGGUGAGUAUGACAUCCCAUCGGUUGCCAAUGCCAAGUCUGUUAGGGAGUUUGAUCAAGGACUAACGCGUGUUUCAUUUGGGUUCAAGUCGGUGGAUGAGUACUAUUCUAAUUCAAGCAGUUCAGAUGCCAUAAAACGUGUUAGCAGACCUUUACUUUGUAUCCAGGCUGCCAAUGAUCCGAUUGCUCCUGCUAGGGGAAUUCCUCGUGAAGCUAUCAAGGUAAACCCAAAUUGUUUGCUGAUAGUGACACCCAAGGGUGGCCAUCUAGGGUGGGUUGCAGGUGCUGAAGCUCCACUUGGCGCUCCUUGGACUGAUACUGUGGUGAUGGAUUUCCUUGAAUAUUUGGAGGGAGUUGCAUCUAAAUCCGCUGCUUCUGGUUUUCAAGCAGAAAGUGGGCAAAUUUCUCUUGAGGGCGUGCAUCACGUGGAGGAAGUAUGAUUAGCAAAUAGUGAAAGACAAAUGUUGAUAUUGCUUGUACUUAAUGGCCAUGCGAUCACAUUCCCAUUCAUUAUCCAUUAUUUUAAUAUCAUCUGAUUCUUUCACCUGUGGCAUUGUUUGAACUUAUCAGAGUCAGUAUUCCAUACUGUGAAUUUGUCACAUUUAUGUACCCAGUACACAUGAUCAUAAAGUUAUGCUUUCCAGA
Messenger RNA from Hevea brasiliensis (rubber tree), 1555 nucleotides. RefSeq names its product embryogenesis-associated protein EMB8. NCBI's taxonomy places the organism in Eukaryota, Viridiplantae, Streptophyta, Magnoliopsida, Malpighiales, Euphorbiaceae. The transcript is spliced from 8 exons. The record is from RefSeq and is a predicted model, not a curated record. Gene Ontology annotation, molecular function: short-chain carboxylesterase activity; monoacylglycerol lipase activity. The coding region runs from base 88 to 1350 and encodes 420 amino acids.